ACUAGAGUGCGCUUCAUGCAAUUUAAAUGGCGAAUCAAAACGACACGGAAUUCAUGAGUAGUUUAAUAAAAUAGAGUAUGACAAAGAAUGGUUAUUGAAUAAUACAAUUUAUCACAAUUAUUAGAAUUUCUAUCUGUAUUAAAUAGUAUGGUGAUUUUGAAUUUAUAAUAAAUUAUUUUUUUGAAGAUCAAUAUCUGUUAUCUUUCAAUUUUACCUUUCAAAAGUGGCUCUAAAAAGGAGAUAAUAAAACAAUAAUUUUCACAAAAAAUAUCUUAGUUAAAGAUUCAUUCAUUUAUUGAUAAAUCAUUAGUUAAGUACUCAUGAGUUAGCAAGUCUGAAGUUUGAAGAUUACUCUUGAUCAUGUAUGGUUUUUGAAAGUGACCUUAAGGAGUAAAUAUUUUAAGAGCCAUGUCUGACGAUAGCUUUACAAUGUUAGUGAAAUCAGUCCAUCUAUAAUUAUUUUUUGUGAACAAAUGGUGUCUCUGACUUAAAAUUUGUCAAUUUGUUUUUUGUUAUAAAAAUGCAUGGACACAAUAAUUAUUGCAAAUAAAUGACUUUAAUACUAAUUUUUGUUGCACACAUGCAUGGAUAAAAAGUUAGCACAUGUAAAUGUUUGAAUAUAACCAUUGUAGUGAAGCACUUUGAAUGCACAAUGCCUGGCGAACCACCAACGUCCACCGGCACCAAGUCUACCACGAAAGUGAAACGUAUAUCAAUACCUAGAGUACAAAGCAGUACGGAUACCGAACUUCAAUCACAAUUAAGCCAAAGUGGCUCAACGCCACUUCAAUCAAUGGCUUUACACUAUAUGAGCUUCCGAUCAGAUCUUGAGGAUAGUGCAAUACCAUCUGCUGUUCACUCGCGAUUAUUUGAUCUUUUCCAACAAAUCUAUAAAGAAUUCGAGAUGGUCUACUUGGAAAACAUCGGGUUACAAGAGAAAAUUGAUGCUUUAAACGAAAAACUUGAACGAGAAUGUUAUGGAUCAGGUGAACGCAGUCUACCUCCAGGUGAUCAGGCUGAUUAUUCCGAUUCAAAGAAUCCUUCCAAAGCAAAAUCUGUGAUUAAUACUGCUCAGAAAGUUAAGACAUCGCACAAACUUAAAGCUCAGACAAGUAAAAUAGUUUCAAGUUUUAAGAAUCCAACCAUGAACUGCAGUAUGCAACGUCAGUAUAUUGGACAUAAAGAUGGAGUAUGGGAAGUAAGUGUUGGUCGUCCAGGACAACCCAUUAUAGCUACGGCUUCAGCAGACCAUACAGCUCGUGUAAUAGCAAUCGAAAGUGGACGUUGUCUACUUCAAUAUAUCGGUCAUAAUGGAUCUGUAAAUUCAGUGCGCUUUCAUCCUACAAUAGAUUUGGCAUUAACUGCAAGUGGAGACUGUUCUGCUCAUAUUUGGCAGGCUGCUGUUAACUGGGAUAUACCAAAACGACAAUCUUCAUCUGAAGAUUUAUCAGCUAUUGAUCGAACGCCAACUAAUGCUUCUUAUCUUGGCGAUGAUCAAGAAGAACCUCCAACACUUAGAACACCAGUUCGUGAAUUACUAGGACAUACUGGUGUUGUAAUGGCUGCAGAUUGGUUGUCUGGAGCUGAACAAUUAGUUACAGCUUCAUGGGAUCGAACGGCCAAUCUUUAUGAUGCUGAAACUGGCGAAAUAAUUCAUACUCUAUGUGGACAUGAUCAAGAGCUAACUCAUGUCUCUACUCAUCAUGCUCAACGCUUAUGUGUUACAUCUAGUCGCGAUGGUACAUUUCGUUUGUGGGAUUUCAGAGAACCUAUUCACUCUGUUUCAGUAUUUCAAGGACACACUGAAGCUGUUACAUCAGCUGUUUUUACGAGAGAAGACAAAAUUGUUUCUGGCUCAGAUGAUCGAAGUGUGAAAGUUUGGGAGUUGCGAAAUAUACGAAGUCCACUAGCUACGAUCCGAGGAGAUAGUGCCGCUAAUCGAUUAGCAGUAUCCAAUAACGGUAUCGUUGCUAUUCCUCAUGAUAAUAGACAAAUACGUCUAUUUGAUCUCAGUGGACAAAGAUUAGCACGACUACCACGUACUAGUAGACGGGGUCAUCGAAGAAUGGUUUGCUCAGUAGCUUGGGCAGAAGAAGCUGGAUCACCAUGCAACCUAUUUUCUUGUGGUUUUGAUAGAUUAGUUAUAGGUUGGAGUGUCCUACCUGUCAAGGAAAUUUAAAUACAAGCUAACUGAUAUCUUUCAAAAAAUAUUAAAUUUCUUUAUCUAAAAGUGUAGUAUUCGUCAUUGCUGGUGGAAACCAUAAAGUACUUGAAGAGACGUAGUUGUAUGCUAUUAAUCCGAAAGCUAAUCCAAUAAUAGAUCCAAUUCUUCCACUCUCGCAAACAACUGAAAAAAAAAAUUAGAAGUAAAAU
Molecule: messenger RNA, 2373 nt
Organism: Chelonus insularis
Lineage: Eukaryota; Metazoa; Arthropoda; Insecta; Hymenoptera; Braconidae
Gene: Wdr37
Product: WD repeat domain 37
Exons: 5
Coding region: 653-2179 (508 amino acids)
Molecular function (GO): protein binding
Source: RefSeq, a predicted model, not a curated record